This is a messenger RNA of Funneliformis mosseae, 196 nucleotides long. Lineage: Eukaryota; Fungi; Glomeromycota; Glomeromycetes; Glomerales; Glomeraceae. The record is from the annotation of a GenBank genome assembly.
AUGAAUCCAGACGAGCCCAAAACUGGGCCAACGUCAGGGUUAAUCAUACAGCAAACUGCAAUUUUGAAUCAACCAUGCUAUUUGCUUUGGGUGACUAAGCCAGAUAGUGGGAACAAUUGUAUUCAUGGUGAAGACUAUGUAUGUCUAACAAGACCAGGAUGCCCACACCCACAGGAUUUGGAAAAACUUAGUCAAG